CCCCAUUCGCAUAAAUCAUCAUUCGUUUCUCUUACGGCAUAUGUCUCAGAGACCUAACGUUCCUCACUUCUCCUCCGUAGCUUUUGGUCUCCAUUCGCAUCUCCUGGUCUCCAGUGAGAUGAACUCCACCUCGAAUUGGUGUGUUGAUUGUUGAUCUGUGGUUUUUGGAUUCCGGAUUUGUUUGUGAUCUUCGAUUUUGGGUGGAUUUGGAUUUUUUGAGGAGUUAGGGUUUUUUCCCCCAAUUUUGAGUUAUAAUGAGUUUGAAAGGAUUUGUUGAAGGAGGCAUUGCCUCAAUUGUUGCAGGAUGCAGCACACAUCCGCUGGAUUUAAUUAAGGUUCGGAUGCAGCUGCAAGGGGAAUCGGCGCCGGCACAGUCUCUCCGCCCUGCGCUCGCCUUCCAGAAUUCCUCCGCGCACCACCUGCACCUUCCACCGCCUCCGCGUGUUGGGCCGGUUUCCGUCGGUCUGCGGAUUGUUCAGCAGGACGGCGUCGCCGCUUUGUUUUCCGGAGUCUCCGCCACGGUUCUCCGCCAGACGCUGUACUCGACCACAAGGAUGGGGUUGUACGACGUGAUGAAGAAGAGAUGGACGGAUCCGAACACCAACACCAUGCCGCUGACGAGGAAGAUCGUCGCCGGAUUGGUCGCCGGUGGCAUCGGAGCCGCCGUCGGAAAUCCGGCGGACGUGGCGAUGGUGCGGAUGCAGGCCGACGGACGCCUACCGGCGGCGCAGAGGCGGAACUACAGGAGCGUGGUGGAUGCGAUCACGCGGAUGGCGAAGGGCGAGGGGAUUGGUAGCCUGUGGCGCGGGUCAUCCCUUACGGUGAACCGCGCGAUGAUCGUGACGGCGUCGCAGCUGGCGUCGUACGAUCAGUUCAAGGAGAUGCUUCUAGAGCAUCACGUGAUGAAGGACGGGCUGGGGACGCACGUGACGGCUAGCUUCGCCGCCGGGUUCGUGGCGGCGGUGGCGUCGAAUCCGGUGGACGUGAUUAAGACGCGCGUGAUGAACAUGAAGGUGGAGGCAGGGGCGGCUCCGCCGUACAGCGGCGCCAUGGACUGCGCGUUGAAGACGGUGAGGGCGGAGGGCCCGACGGCGCUCUACAAAGGGUUUAUACCCACGAUUUCCCGGCAGGGGCCCUUCACUGUGGUGCUCUUUGUCACACUGGAACAAAUCCGGAAAGUGCUCAAAGAUUUUUGACCACGUCUGGUGGUUAUAUUAUUUUUAUCGAUGAUGAUGAUGACGACGACGAUGAUGCCGAACAAAUUAUACUAUUAUAUACACACAUUAUUAAAGUAUUCCAGCUACAAGCCAGCAUCAAAAUAUUAAGUUGAAUUCACUUUUAGGAAAAUGUACGCACUGAUUUCACAAUAUAUUUUCAUUCAGUUUAUACUA
This is a messenger RNA of Andrographis paniculata, 1391 nucleotides long. Its product is annotated as mitochondrial uncoupling protein 5-like. NCBI's taxonomy places the organism in Eukaryota, Viridiplantae, Streptophyta, Magnoliopsida, Lamiales, Acanthaceae. The transcript has a single exon. The record is from RefSeq and is a predicted model, not a curated record. Bases 255 to 1196 code for a protein of 313 amino acids. Gene Ontology annotation, cellular component: mitochondrial membrane. Gene Ontology annotation, molecular function: succinate transmembrane transporter activity; sulfate transmembrane transporter activity; antiporter activity. Gene Ontology annotation, biological process: succinate transmembrane transport; oxaloacetate transport; mitochondrial transport.